Molecule: messenger RNA, 1089 nt
Organism: Penicillium hordei
Lineage: Eukaryota; Fungi; Ascomycota; Eurotiomycetes; Eurotiales; Aspergillaceae
Product: Saf4/Yju2 family protein
Exons: 3
Coding region: 1-1089 (362 amino acids)
Biological process (GO): mRNA splicing, via spliceosome
Cellular component (GO): U2-type spliceosomal complex; post-mRNA release spliceosomal complex
Source: RefSeq, a predicted model, not a curated record
AUGCAGGGCUUUAAUAUGGGACGGUAUGUCCCGCCAGAUCAAGAAGGUAUAGCAACCGGAAACCAAAUCGCGGGGAAGCACGCGCUCGGCGCGCGCGCGCGCCACCUCCACACAACAGGUGCACUCAUCGUGCGCUUCGAGAUGCCCUUCGCCACAUGGUGCACGAACUGCAAACCACACCCAACCAUAAUCGGUCAAGGCGUGCGCUUCAACGCAGAGAAGAAAAAAGUAGGCAACUACUACUCGACUCCGAUCUACAGCUUCCGCAUGAAACACACCGUCUGCGGCGGAACCAUCGAAAUCAAAACCGAUCCCCAGAACACAGCUUACGUUGUCACCGAAGGAGGACGGAAACGCGAUACGGGUGAAGACAAAGAGCUACAGCCUGGCGAAAUUGCUAUCAAGCCGUUUGCGCGAGAGAUCGACCCCGCGGAGAAGGAUCCGUUUUCGAAGAUUGAGGGGAAGGUAGAGGAUAAGAAUCGGGCGAAGACCGAGGCAGCUCGCAUUCUUGAGCUGCAAGAACGACAGAAACGCGAUUGGGAGGAUCCGUAUGAGAAGUCUAAGCAGCUACGGAAGAAGUUUCGGCAAGAGAGGAAGGGACUUGAGAAGGCGAAGGCCAAGGGCGAUGCUCUUAAGGACAAAAUGAGUCUUGGGAUUGAGCUCUUGGAUGAGACGGAGGGGGAUCGACAGAAAGCCAGUAUGGUGGAGUUUGGCGAGGACCCGGCUACUGUUACCUCGCAUGCUUCCCGUGUGACUCGUCUUCGGCCUAUGUUCGAGCAGCGGACGGAAACUCCUACACGAAAGACGCCUUCUUGGAUGCGGACUAGGAAGAAUGAUCUGAUUGCGAGUCGGAAAGCUGCUUUCCGCCAUGAGCUGGUUGGGAAUACUCGUGCUCUUAUCGAUCCGUUCUUGCAGGGUGCAACUGACCCGAGUACAUGGAAACGUCACGUCAAGAAGAAAACCGUCGCCUCCUCGAAAGCCGUUACCUCUUCGACUCCAUCUGUCCGUGACGAUGCCAGUGGCACAGAACUCGAUUCCUCUGCUGUGGCACCAAAACCAGCACUCGUCGGCUACUCCGACUCGGAGUGA